AUGGGAGGACUCGCUUAAAAAGUUAAAAAUUUAUUUGUAAAACAAGAAGAACUACUACCAAUAUAAGAUGAUAACAAUUACCAUUCUUAAAUCUAAAAUUAAUAAUAUGAAUUUGAUAAAAAUAGUUCUGGGAACUUUAAUUAAAUGGAAUCGUAAAAUCAAAAUUUAAAUGAUGGAAAAUUAUAUUCGAUGUCGAGCAUGUUAAAAGUAUUAGAUAAAUAUAGAAGUUGCCCUGUAAGAAUGCUUACAAUGAUGCAAGGAAAAUAAUAUGAUACUUAAUUAUAUCAAAAUGAAUAAAAAAAGAUUGAAGAAAUAAUCACAAAACUCAAUUGA
Paramecium primaurelia is the source of this 333-nucleotide messenger RNA. The record is from the annotation of a GenBank genome assembly. NCBI's taxonomy places the organism in Eukaryota, Ciliophora, Oligohymenophorea, Peniculida, Parameciidae.